AUGGAAGCCGUAGCUAAUGAUGGCGCAUACGUGUUGCGCGACUUGAUGCGCAAUGCCCCACUAUCGCCCGACGGAGAAGAAGAGCACGAUGUUUACAUAACCUGCGUCGAUGCCUGGGCAANNGACGGCAAUCUAUACAUUGGCACAUCGGCAGGAGAGAUCCUCCACUUUGUCUCAAUUCCUUCCCCCGACUCGGACCAACCCACCUACAUCCUCGCUUCUCGCCUACAACCCGAACACUCCAACAAACACAAUGAUUCCCUACCGGUCGUUGAGCAGAUCCUUCUGCUACCAUCCGUCGGAAAGGCAUGCGUCUUGUGCCAUGGUACCUUGACCUUCUACACACUACCCGAGCUCAGUCCGGCUUUCGGAGGCAAGAUCAAGCAGAGCGAUUGCACAUGGGUCGGAGGGCUGGACCGCGACCUGGAGGGCCAAGAUCUGGAUCCUGCUGAUGGCUGUAUCAUUGUCAUCUGCCUGAGGCAGAAGCUGCGAGUCAUUCGUAUCAUGGAACAAGGCUCUCCUCGCAAAAUCAGAGACAUUGAGCUUGGAAAUUGUCUGGACAUACAACGAAGAGCAGACCUUGCUUGUGUCGCCGAUGGCACAUCUUAUGCCUUGCUGGACAUCGUCAAUCAGCGCAAGAUCGAUCUCUUUCCCAUCUCGUCUUCCUCCGACUUGGCUUCCGGUCGUCAGAGCCCAAAUAUUGAUCCUCCUCCGAUACAGCGCCCACCGUCAAGAAGCUUCUCAGCCACCAGUCCCGUCCGUAGGCCCGAUCUCCGUGCUCAAGACAGAAUAGCCAGUGUGGGAGGCGCGCCACAGACUCCUGGUCGACAGACUCCAGACCGUCUCCAUCCCAACGACUCUCCUUUGCCAUGGCCGCAUCGUGCUGCUUCUCGUCAGGCUCUUUCGCCCAGCCCGACGAGGCCGCUUGCUAGUCCAUCACUGGACACUGACGGCAAGGUUCUGCCUCCCACUCCCCAACUCGAACAGCCACCACCUCCACCUCCAGUGUUACACUUCACGCUGAAGCCUCACAUCUCUACCCCCACACCGAACGAAUUCCUGUUGACCACUGGCACUUCUCCCGACGACCCUGCUGUGGGCAUGUUUGUCAAUCUCGAUGGUGACGUUGUCAGGGGGACGAUUCAGUUCGAGAGCUAUCCCGACUCUAUCAUCGUCGACAGUCAAGCUUCAGAUCCCUCCAUGCCACAAAUGCCCGGGGCCAUGUCUCAGGAAGGCUAUGUGUUAGCUGUCGUACGACGCGAGAAGGAUGGCGUUGUCGAAAAAACUAUCGAGUACCAACGCUGGGAUGUCGAUCCUACAGACAACCAGUACCAUAAAGACUACCUCGGUCUCCCAGAUCCUGACAUGUCGAGAGCUCAUAUGGCACUACGAGAAGCCACUACUUCGACCAAUUUGAGCUUACCGUCUGUUGGUAAAGCACUUAGUCUGCGCCGUCUCUAUCUCCACGAGGCGACACCAGACGAGAUCGCGUCAGAUGCCAAGCGUGACAAUGACGAGGACAAGCUGAUUGACCGUUUCUCAAGUGUUGAAACCAAGGUGUUGCUGUUCGCGAGUGACUCAAUCUGGUGGCUUGUUCGAAAUCCUCUGGUCGUGCAGCUCGAGACACGGUUGAGCGCUUCUGUCAAUACUGCGGCCGAUACAUUUGCUGUACAGCGCAGCCAGGUGCAAGCUGUCAUCAACAGCAUCCGUGGCAAGGAAGCCACGAACGAGUUCGAGUUCUUUGGCUUCAACUAUGUCCGUCAACAAGCCUCUCUAUUGUUGUUGGUUGAUCUCAUCCUCAAAACAAAUCAGGGCGUCAUUGCUUCCGAGACCGACAAACGUGCAACUCACGAUGCUCUUGUAGAGGGAGAGAUAGACCCUCGUAUAAUCUUAUCCAUUAUUCCAGUCUUGUCGGAUGAGGUUGUCGAAGGCCCACAAGGCCUCUGGAUUCCCGGUGGUCUCAAAAACGCCAUUGAUCAGUUCAAAGCUCAGUAUCACGCAGAUUCUAUCAACCAAGAUCCACAAGGUCCAUAUGGAGACAAUCUUUUGCAAGUCACAAAGCAUUACCUUCAGUCGUGGAGAAGGAAANAAGGCUUUGGCAGUGUUGCAGAUGAGAAGCAGGUUUUUCAUACUGUGGACGCCGCAUUGUUAUCUUUGCUCUUGAUGCUCGACGGCAAUACCUUCCCAGGACCAGCAAUACCAGGAUCAACACGCGCUGAACUCAACGACGUGGUCGACCAAGGCGUUGAGUGCUUCGAUCGCGCAGUCGAACUUCUUGAACAAUAUAAGCGCCUCUACGUUCUCUCUCGUCUCUAUCAAAGUCGACGCAUGGUAGGUCAAGUACUGUCGACCUGGCGUCGCAUACUCGAGUCAUCUGAAGACAUGGGAGGAGAAUUGAUUGACGGGGAACUCGACGUACGCAAAUAUGUCACCAGGAUCAAAGACGUCGAACUUGUCAAAGAUUAUGGUACUUGGCUCGCGAAUCGUAAUCCUUCCCUCGGUGUUCAAAUCUUUGCAGAUGAAAACGCAAGAGUGAAGUUCACGCCUGCCGAAGCUGUUGACCUUUUGAAAGAACGUGCUCCAGCUGCUGUCAAGGACUACUUGGAGCACCUCGUUUUUGGCAAAAACCAAAAUCAAUAUGCCAACGACCUCAUCUACUUCUAUCUUGAUACCGUCACCGAGGCCAUCUCGGACCCUUCAACGUCUGCAAGGGACACACUUCUCACAAGUUAUCACACCUAUCGGGCUUUGUUCCCGCCAAAGCCGACGUAUAGUCAAUUUAUCUUGGACAAUAGUCUCUCCGAUACAUGGUGGCAGAACCGACUUCGACUUCUUCAGCUCAUUGGUGGUUCAUCGGUCUACGAUGUGGAAGCUCUGAGCGGCAGACUAGAGCCCUUUUCAGAAGUUCUUGUGCCCGAGAUGAUCGUCCUCGCCGCUCGCCGAAAUGAGCAUGAGAAAGCUUUGAAACUGCUCGUCCAUGGCUUAGCAGACUUCGACACCGCUGUACGGUAUUGUCUCCUCGGUGGUAGCAGCAUCUUCCACCCUGCUUCAUCCUCGUCUAACCUUCCUUCACCAUCAAAAGAAGAACAGCAGGUUCUCUUCUCACAUCUGCUACAUUGUUAUCUCGAUCUCGACGACCAGAACCAGAAACUUGAAAGAGUCGCAGAGCUCCUCGAAAGAUUUGGGAGCUGGUUUGAUGUUGCCGAAGUUCUGCCUUUACUCUCACCAUCAUGGCCACUCGAGCACUUUGGCACAUUCAUUGUGAGUGCCAUGGGCAGACUUGUGUCUGAACGGAAUGAAACUGUCAUAGUCAGAGCACUUGCUGGUGCACAGAAUCUCAGAAUCGCUGUUGAUGUGGUGGAAAAGAUUGAGAAAGAAGGGGCCACAUGGGAGAGUGUCAAGAAAGAUAGUGGCGUUGCUUAG
Molecule: messenger RNA, 3423 nt
Organism: Aureobasidium vineae
Lineage: Eukaryota; Fungi; Ascomycota; Dothideomycetes; Dothideales; Saccotheciaceae
Source: the annotation of a GenBank genome assembly